Molecule: messenger RNA, 2668 nt
Organism: Aspergillus alliaceus
Lineage: Eukaryota; Fungi; Ascomycota; Eurotiomycetes; Eurotiales; Aspergillaceae
Gene: rim8
Product: pH response protein PalF
Exons: 2
Coding region: 103-2364 (753 amino acids)
Biological process (GO): ubiquitin-dependent endocytosis
Cellular component (GO): cytoplasm; cytosol; plasma membrane
Molecular function (GO): protein-macromolecule adaptor activity; ubiquitin protein ligase binding
Source: RefSeq, a predicted model, not a curated record
UUUUUUGUCGCCCCUCUCACUUCCUCUUUUCCUCUCCUCUCUUCUUGCCAAUAAGCACCUCCACUCCUCUUGUAUGGAUUGAGGGAGGUGUGACUGUGGGUCAUGUCCGUCAACUCUCCCCCCGCUCAGCCCUCCUCUUCGCCGCUCGGUCGGAAUCGCAGCUCUCUCUUGUCGAAGUUUCGUUCGACUCUCGGUCAGCGGAGCCGCAGCCUCACUGAUUUCUACAUCGAACCCGAGGAUCCCUGGCGCUCAUAUUUCCCAGGGGAUGUGAUCAAGGGGAACGUUGUCCUUACCGUGUCGCGUCCCGUUCGCAUUACACAUCUGGUGGUUUGUUUACAUGGCUUUGUCAAGGUGUUCAAAAAUACGGUCCCAUCGGGGGAAACAGCUCCUGAUGUGGGAUUUCUCGGCCCGGGGCGCGGGCGCCGAGGGGCGGAAUAUUUGGGGAAUGGGCUGGCCACGCUGUUCGAGGACGAGGUGGUCCUCUGUGGAGAGGGUCGGCUUAAGGAGGGCAUCUAUAAAUUCCGCUUCGAGAUGUCCUUCCCCCCAUAUGCCCUCCCCAGUAGUAUUAGUUUCGAACGAGGCACUAUUACAUACAUGCUUACGUCCACCCUAACAAAACCCACCACCAUCAACCCAACCGUAUCGUGUCGCCGACGCGUGAACCUGCUGGAAAACAUUGAUAUUGCUCCCUUUCCUGCCCCGAAAGCCCGUGUCGUGACCCUAGAGCCCGUGUCGAAGCGCACGCGGUCCAAGGCAAAGGCAAAGUCGACAGGAUCGGACGUCGCGGCAGAGUCAACGUCGGUCGAUGCCUCCGUCAAUAGUGCGGCCGGUUCGGACCAUCGGCCCCCAUUAAGUCCCGCCCCCAGCAACGUCAGCUCGUCCAGUCGGCUCAGCAACAGUAGCCAAAGCUUCCAGAUCGCCAGUGACCCGAGUUCCUCCACAGGGGCCGGGCUGCGAAAUAGUGAGGCGCGAAGUAUUACCCCGUCCCUAGGGGACAAGAUCAUUACAGCCAAGACGGAAGUUCUGCGCGCGGGUGUGCUACCGGGUGAUACGCUGCCCAUCAAAAUCUCCAUCAAUCAUUGCAAACAGGUGCGCAGUGCGCAUGGGAUCAUUAUCACACUCUACCGCCAAGGGCGCAUCGAUCUUCAUCCAUCCAUUCCGAUUGGGGUGUCCGCCGAUGGUAAAAAGCCCGUCUAUGAGGACAUCUAUCCGCGGUCUCGAACGGGGUUGGGAGGUCUGACAAUCGGCACCAGCCGGACCAGCAGCGUGUUUCGGAAGGACUUGGCGCAGGCGUUCGCGCCGCUGGUAGUUGAUCCCACCACUUUGACAGCGAUCGUGAAGACCUCUAUCCGGAUUCCUGAAGACGCCUUCCCCACUAUCACGCGGACACCCGGAAGUAUGAUCAAUUUUCGCUACUAUGUGGAGGUCGUCGUCGAUCUGCGCGGCAAGCUCACUUCGCCCGAGCGGUUUCUGCCGCGGUUCAACCUAGUGACCUCUGGCAGCAAUUAUUCGCCCAGUGGGAAGGUUCUUAAUGCAUCCGAUGGCAGCAACAACGCCAUUACCGCGAAUUGGGCCGGCAAUAUCCUGGAUACCGACCAAAUCCGCCGCGAGAAGGGGGUCGUCGCCGUGGCCUUUGAGGUAGUGAUCGGCACACGUGAUUCGCAUCGGCGGAAGGGCGAAGUGCGGCGCGCGUCCUCGGCAGCCGCGAGCUCGGACCUGCAGUCGUCCACCAGCCAUGCCCCCGUGAAUGGGGAACAUUGGCCGGUCGAUCAGCACUCCGUGCCCAAUGGAGAGUUCGAUUAUCCGUCGCCGGAAGACUAUGGGCCCCAGGAGCCGUUCUGGCCAGAGUAUGGCGACGAGUCUCACCCGCAUUACCAGUCGCUCGGCGAAGUGGUAUCCACUCCUCAAUCGGAAGAACCAACAGACGAGAAGACGCGCAUGCGCCAGGCCGAGCAGAUGCUCUUACCCAGCCAACCGCCGAAUGAGGCCGAAGCAGGGCCAUCGACCGAUGUCCCCACGGCUCCAGUGCUCCCCGAUGACGAUCGUAUCAACGGCUACCACCAUCUACCCUCGCCAACUGAGAAUGCGGAUCCGCAAGCGCUGACGUCCGCCGAGUCGGUCCAGACGGUUGUCCCGGGCAGCAGUACAAGACGGCCAGGCGAGCCCUUGGCGCCAGGCGACGACAAGCAAGAGUUGGAGCGACAGCGGCUCAUGAUGGAGGCGAGUGCGCCAGAUGAGACGGUUCCUCUGCCCAGUCGCCCUACUGAUGGACCGAGCGCGCCCGUCUUCCACGACGAAGGAGAUCACCAGCUGGUUGGUGGAAACGCACAUGGAGACGAGUCAUUACCGCGCUAUCAACGAUAACAAUAUAUGAAGGGAUACUGAUACGCCUUGUUUUUCCUUAUGAGAUUCAUUUGCAUUUACGGUUGGGUUAACCGGGAGAUACCACCAUGUUGGCAUGAUUUUGAAGUAUAUUUUAUACUACACUAUAUUUAUUGUUGUCUGAGAACGGCGCUUCCUCAGCGGAAGUAGAUAUCGGCGUUUGGAUUGUUGGCAUAGCAGACAGGUUAUCUGCUCUCAAGUGGAUACAUCGUAUAUCUUACCUUUUUCACUGUCUCUAUCCCAUGGAGGUAAUUUCUUCCCACAGAGGCGUUCCACUACCUGCUUC